CAGUCUGCUCCGGUCUGGCUCAGUCUGGCCCAGCAGCGGCCCCGGACACCACGCUGGGGCAAUGUGUGCGCGGUGGGAGCUCGCUACUCUGCUGGCUUGCCUGCUGUGUCGGUGGUCGGCCGGGCAGCAUACGUCUGAGGGCACAUCUGGCAGCAGCCCCCUGUCCGUGGCAGCCCCGGGCCCGGCUGAGAUGCAGGACAUCCAGAACAUGGUCCGGCGCACAGUGCGGCAAAUCGUCUCACAACUGGACCCCUCGGCAGAGGUCGCCAGUUCAGGGUCACGGACCAGAAAGGUCAAGGAUUUCACGCGUCAGUUCCACGUGGGCACCAGCUGCCACGACAUCCAGCUGACUCAGGGUGCUGACCGGUCAGGGGUGUACCUGGUGCACCCGGCCAACCUGGCCCAGGGGCCGUGGAAGGUCUACUGUGAUCUCGAGACGGAGGGAGGUGGAUGGACGGUUUUUCAAGUGAGGGACGACGUGGAGCCCCAUGAGAACUUUUUCAGGAACUGGGAGGACUACAAGGUCGGCUUCGGUGACUUCGACAGGGAGUUCUGGCUCGGGAACAUUCUGAUUUGGGCGCUGACAAACGUUGACAACAGCACGCAGUUCGAACUGGCCAUCGACCUGGAGGACUGGUCCGGAAACAAACGCUUCGCCAGGUACCGCGGUUUCCGGCUGGGUCCCGAGCGGGACGCCUACCGCCUGUACCACCAAAACCUCUACUACGGCAACGCCGGCGACUCGCUCUUCAGCCACAACGGCCUGCCGUUCUCCACCUUCGACGUGGACAACGACAGCCGGCGCGGUAACUACAGCGAGCGCAGCUGCGCGCGCCUCUACAAGGGCGCCUGGUGGUACGGCAACUGUCACGACUCCAAUCUGAACGGCUGGUACCUGGGCGGCGCACACCGCAGCUUCGCCGACGGCGUCAACUGGUACACGUGGACCGGGUACCAGUACUCACUGCGGCGCACCCAGAUGAGGCUGCGGCCGCAGAGCGACGCGCCCAUACCCAUCGGACAGGACACGUUCAUCCUAACCAACCGAGCGGGCAGGGGUGGGGACUCAGGGGAGCGGGUGGAUGUGCCGGAGCUGCUGGGGCCGGCCAACACCCUCACUAGACCAUGAGAGUUACUGGGCCCUGAGAACCGAACCCUGAGGUUCACUGAACCCUAUAUCACUGAAACCUGAGGGUAACUGGAGGUACUGAAGAUCCCAAACGGCAGACCCUGAGGUUAAUUGGACCCUUAUAACUAUAUCACUGGACCCUGAGGGUCACUGGGUCCUAUAGGUAUAUCACGAGCUACGAGGAGAUAACUUUUGAAUGUUGCUGAUCAUGCUGAAGCUGCUGAGGCAGGCCAACCAGCACGCUGACUGAUCCCUGAUGACGGGCCUUCAGCAUGGCUGCAGGGAACAAACCACUAUUUUAUGGAGAUAUGUUGUUGCGUCGUGCGAGGAUGCCCUU
This is a messenger RNA of Amphibalanus amphitrite, 1466 nucleotides long. Its product is annotated as microfibril-associated glycoprotein 4-like. The record is from RefSeq and is a predicted model, not a curated record. The transcript is spliced from 6 exons. Lineage: Eukaryota; Metazoa; Arthropoda; Thecostraca; Balanomorpha; Balanidae. The coding region runs from base 62 to 1129 and encodes 355 amino acids.